UGCCGUCCCGAGUACACUUUAUCUUCAUGUGUGGACAAUUGAGUAAAUUUGAUCACUUUUAGUUAGUAAGUUCUUCUAAAGGCCUCAGAGUAAAGGUGCUUUUAGUUCAUUUUGAUUUUCAUUUUACGUUUAAUGCACUUAACUUCAGAUGUGAAUGACAGGUUUUCAUAAAGAAAUGUGUGUUAAAACCAUAUAAAUUAUUCAAAAUGACAAAAGAUCUUUUGGCUGCAUCACGACAAUUGACACUAAAAAGAAUUAGACACUCAUACUCAAUACAUUUUAUGAAAGAAAGAACUGAUCCAGAUUAAGUUUGAGAUAAUGAAAGUAAAAGAGACAAAUUCAGCUUUAAGUUUCUGUAUGUUAUCAAUCUUUAUGAAGUGUACUUUAAUACUGUAAGUAUAAAUUCUAUAAACCAAUAAUAAAGCAAUACAUUUUCACUUGUUAUUGAUUUAGGGAUUUAGUUUGUGGGACAUUGGUUAUUAAUAUUUCAUUUUGGAACAAUUUGGAAAACGAUUUUUCAACAGAGGAAGUGAGAAUCCAAGAGAGACUUGAAGCUUUUAAAGAACCUCACAUCAUCUCUACUCUCCUAGAUUUCCUGAAGUGCACGAUGAGAGCUCAUACGGCUUUUUUGUUUUCGUGAGAAGCUUGUCUUUAAAUUUUUUAAUUUGAAAAAAAAAAAAAAAAAUGUUACAAAAUAGAGAAAUGUAUAACAUUGCUCUCAGUCCCUCGUCCCCAGUGUGUUUGGUGCUUCCUGACUUUCACUGUACACAAAGCACAUUUCCUGCUCGAGCACGUGCCUGCGCCACCGGGCCGACCCCCUCGGCUCUGCUCAACCCUGCCCACCCGUGUCACGUCAAAAACAUGCAUAACAGAAAACACACAAUGUCCAUACACAGGGUUGUGCGGUGUCAGUUUGAAAUGCUAUGGUGGUUUUUGGAUGCAUGAAAAAAAACGCGUGAUACCUCAGUCCACCAUGAAUUCUCCCCGCAGGUGGGAGAUGCUCCUUAUCAUCGUGUGGAUUGAAGUGAGUUUUGUGCCUGGAAUACUUUGCAAGGACGAAGCUGUCCGUCACCUGUCAAGGAAAGAUGUUUUGCGCCUGAAGGAAGAGCAGGAUCCUAAAUGUUUCACCCGCACUGGGCGGGAUUUCACCUGCUUCUUUGAGGCUGCAGACAACAGGACGUAUGAUCUGCUCUACAAGGUCAGCAGCAUGCCGAGAGAGAAUCGGUGCGAUGUGUCCGUCCUGCGGCCAGAAGAGGACAUUUUCCUCCACGUCUGCUCAUUUCCAUCCACAGAUGUUUUGUUGUUUGUGGAAAUGCACCUUGAAGUCGUGGAGCACGACACCAACGCCAGCGUCUGCAGGCGGACUGUCUCUGUGGAGGACCACUUUCUCCUGGAUCCCCCUUUCAACGUGACUCUCCACCGAACUGGAGAAGCCGGGCAGCUGCUGGUGUCAUGGCACGCGAGGGUCCCGACAUACUGUGGAGACGCGAUGUACAGUGUUCGAUACUCGUCCAGGGGGGUCGGAGAGACGACAGAGGAGGUAGGGAAGGACAAAUAUACCAAACACUUGCUCGACUCUCUGGUACCAGGGGAGGAGACUGAGGUCCAGGUAUCUGUCAAAUGUGCAUCAAGUCCCAGCGCAGGACACUGGAGAAGCUGGUCACAACCCGUGCGAGUCAUGGUUCCCCAGAGUGCAGAUGAUGCUUCACUCAUGUGCUUCACCUGCGACCUGCAAAACGUCACCUGUCAGUGGAACGGGAGCAAAUACGGUGCGGGAGAAGACUACAAGCUUUUCUACAAGUUUGGUCUCAGUGGAGGAUGGACCGAGUGCCUGACUGAUGGGAAGUUCACUGACCUGUGUCGUUUCCAUGGAGACGAGUCCAGGAAAAUCAGGGUCAAACUCUGCAGCACUGCGGCUCCACUCACCCGAACCUUCUAUACUCAAGAGUUCACGCUCAACAAGACCAUCAAAACCUCCCCACCGGGUUAUCUGAGAGGAAUACUGCAGGAGGACAAGUUGUGCUUGAAAUGGGAAGCUCCUCUUCCUGCCCUGUCGGCUCACCUGCAGUAUGAAGUCAGCUACAGGACCACAGCUGGGGAAGUGUGGAUGAUGGUUUCCCUAGAGGGACCAGAGACCCACACGUGUGUGGAGGUGUCAACAGGCAGCCAGUACAAUGUCAAGGUCAGAGCUCGACCUGAUGGGGCCGUGUACUCGGGCCACUGGAGCGACUGGUCAGACGUGCUCACCGGUCACAAUCCCACAGACACAGGCUUGUUGCUCGCUCUGUGUAUCCCCGUCUUGAUGCUGAUAACUGCGAUCUUUCUCAUUUCCACGUACCUCAGCAAGCUGAAGCAGUAUUUUUGGCCACCGGUGCCAAACCUGGAGAAAGUCUUACAAGGUUUUCUGACAGAGAUCGACAGGCAGAGAUGGGAUCCUCCACUUCCACUGAAGCAGUGGUCCGAGGAAGCCACUGAGUCCGUGGUGGAGAUAAUAUCCGAAGAUGGACUUUCAGGUUUGACGGAGCAACCGGAGGAACCCACCCGGCUGCUGCUGCCACCAGAAGGACCCUUCCCCAGUGGAGGACAGGCGGAAGGAGACCCCGGGACUGAUGUCUUUCCCGACUAUGUGACUCUGAGCAAAGGCCGUGUCAUUCUUUGCCCAAAGAGAAACAAUAACACGUACGAGACGGUCGGGGAGAGAGUCGAGGGUCUCCCAACGUGUCGGUGUUCCUGCGCCGACGGCUCAGUCUGCGUCCCACCUUGCUCGGCCAGUGACUUCCAGAACUAUUCCUACGAGCCGCUGGCCGAGGCCGCAGACAGGUUUGACCGCAGGGUCACUCCUGCAAGGGAACCGGGCAACCUCUAUACUAAUUUACCCUGCAGCUAAUUGUACAGUAAAACAAGUGCACCUUGGAACUCAGCGUUCACGGCAUCAGUGCAGCUCCAGCUGUGGGAUACUCAGUAGGCGUCGGCGGAGAGAAAAACUGCUCCAUGAUUCAAAAAUGUAACUGUGCCUGGAGCAAAGGUGUGUUCCCAUGUGUUCACAGUGCAACUGGGGUUAGUUCGGAUCGCGGCAUCCUCUCGCUCAUCAUUUCUGUCACCUCCGAUUCCGUCCAUUGGA
This is a messenger RNA of Scophthalmus maximus (turbot), 3121 nucleotides long. It is a transcript of the gene mpl, whose product is annotated as MPL proto-oncogene, thrombopoietin receptor. Gene Ontology annotation, cellular component: external side of plasma membrane. Lineage: Eukaryota; Metazoa; Chordata; Actinopteri; Pleuronectiformes; Scophthalmidae. The record is from RefSeq and is a predicted model, not a curated record. The coding region runs from base 938 to 2887 and encodes 649 amino acids. Gene Ontology annotation, biological process: positive regulation of cell population proliferation; cytokine-mediated signaling pathway; hemopoiesis. The transcript is spliced from 12 exons. Gene Ontology annotation, molecular function: cytokine receptor activity; protein binding.